AUGGACCGAACACCCGACCUCAACGAGCUUUUGCGCAAGCAGCAUGCCCCUCCCGUGAGGACUGAAGUUACGCUGGAGAACAUUGAUGGUUUCCUAAAGGAAGCUCUCCGCAUUAACACACAUAUUGCAGAGCUCCAUCGAAGUCUGCUGAGCGGUCGAAGAGCAUACCUCGCACGAGCGCAGCCGCGCAAAGGCCAUAGCAGCGCAGCAGAUGGACAGCCAGCGGUGCUUUCAGACAAGGAGAGAGAAGCGGUGGACAAGGAUGCCAAGGAGAUGCUUCGUGAGCUCAAUUGGAGCAUCGAUACCCUCGACAGCGCUGAAAAGAUACGUUACGAGACCGAAAUGAAAGCAAUACAAAAGCAAUACGGCAGUGGACUGGGUGCCCUCGGGGCCUGGGCCUCGGGUGGUGCCGUGAGCGGCAAGACGCAGGAGCAGUCUUUAGCAGAGGCGCGGGCGGAGGACGUCAGAUUGCAUCGGGAUGGUGUUCUCUGGUACCUACGACAGCGAUUGCAGCUUUGCGGCGCCACCCAAAAACAGAUGAUGGAAACAAGGCUCAUCAGGGAGGUGGAAGCCAGCCGCAGCUUAGCCUCGCAAGCACCCAACAUGACGGACUUCUCCGAGUUCAGACCCUCGAAGAACGCGACAGAGAGCCAUGAUCCGAGCCGAGACCAAUCGACAAGCGAGGGCCAGGGACUGAGCGCUGAGCAGGUGCAGAUGUUCGAAGAAGGCAACCAGGACAUGAUGAAGUUCUUUGACAGCAUGCACAAGUCUGUCCAAACCGCCCAGAAAUCCUUAGCUGAGAUCAGCGACCUCCAGUCGACGCUCAUCAGCCAUUUGGCGACCCAAACGGAGCAGAUCGAUCAUCUGGUGGCCGAUUCAUUCUCAACAACCGAGAACGUCGAGGGCGGCAACAAGCAGCUGAAGAAAGCAACACAACGCCCAAGCACAGCGCGAAUGACUUUCUAUGCUACCAGUGGCCUAUGUGCUUUCUUGGUAUUGUGGGAUUUGAUAUUCUAG
Emericellopsis atlantica is the source of this 1017-nucleotide messenger RNA. RefSeq lists its product as uncharacterized. The record is from RefSeq and is a predicted model, not a curated record. NCBI's taxonomy places the organism in Eukaryota, Fungi, Ascomycota, Sordariomycetes, Hypocreales, Bionectriaceae. Gene Ontology annotation, cellular component: endoplasmic reticulum; SNARE complex. The transcript has 3 exons. The coding region runs from base 1 to 1017 and encodes 338 amino acids. Gene Ontology annotation, biological process: retrograde vesicle-mediated transport, Golgi to endoplasmic reticulum.